Molecule: messenger RNA, 1266 nt
Organism: Eupeodes corollae
Lineage: Eukaryota; Metazoa; Arthropoda; Insecta; Diptera; Syrphidae
Exons: 4
Coding region: 1-1266 (421 amino acids)
Source: RefSeq, a predicted model, not a curated record
AUGCAAGAAUACAUUCAGGACACGAUGACUUACGAGUAUGUCCGUCAUUGCGGACGUCCAGAUUUGUUUAUAACAUUUACGUGCAAUCCAAAUUGGGAGGAAAUACAAACUUUAUUAUUACCAGGUCAACAGUCGAUACAUCGUCACGGCAUUACUGCACGAGUAUAUUCAGUCUUUGGCAAAGCGUGUUGUUGGUUGUAUUCAAUUGAGUGGCAAAAGCGAGGCUUACGUCAUGCUCACAUUUUAAUUUGGCUUGAUGUUAAAAUUCGUCCAGAUGAAAUUGAUCAAAUUAUUUCAGCCGAAAUUCCAGAUUCAUCAAUUGAUCAAGAAUUAUUUGACAUUGUUACAAGUCACAUGAUUCACGGGCCGUGUUGUGCUUUUAAUAUGACAUCGCCCUGCAUGGAAGAUGGGAAAUAUGGAGUUACGUGGAAGGAAAAAGAAACAGCUUGGGAGAGAAAAGCAUCGAAUUUUAAUUCCCAUUCGGAUUCAGCAUGCUACAGGACCGUCAAAAAAUUUUACCAAGGCUAUAAAAAAGAAAUUAGCAAGGUGGCCGCAGACGAAAAAAUGUCCAGAAUUCAGACUGGAGGUGGCAAGGCCAUAAAUGUACGCGAUGAAAACUUUGAUCUUGCCAUAGCCAUUAUGAAUCCAAAAACAAUAACUGGAUAUGAAAACAUUUUUGAUGGUGAUGGUGCAGAUGAGUUGUUCGAAAAUGAACCCGGAACCAGUACAAACAUUAUUGAAGAAAGGCAGGAUGAUGAACCAAUUAAGGAUUGGGGAAAAUACAAACCUAGUCAAUUGAGAAACCCGAUACAUCCAAAAUUAAAGAGAAGUCAUGAGAAUAUAUCUGAUGAGCAGGAAGUUAUUUAUGAAAAUAUUGAUGACAAUAGCCCAAAAACUAGCAUUCUUAUGUCCAAAGGAUUUAAAAAGCAGUUUGACAAUUCAACCACAAAAACAGAAAAUAAAAGUAACUGGUGUGGAAGGCGCAGACCAGUUGCUUCAACAUUACCUAGCAGCAAAAUAACCGAGCAAUAUAAACAGCUAUCGGAAAUAAAAAUUGAGCUUGCUAAGCUUCAAUAUGAUACCCAAAAAGAGGAAGCGACUCAAAAAAAAUAUACAGCCUCUAUUGAACACGAGUUAAGAAAACGUUCUUUGGAAUUGGAUAUAGAAAUAAAGACAGAAUUUCUUAAAAAAAUCAAAAGUGAUUCGUUCAGAAUGUGUGAGACAUGUAGUAUCCUUAAGGACUUGGGAAACCUUAAUCCCAAAUAA